Molecule: messenger RNA, 1993 nt
Organism: Punica granatum (pomegranate)
Lineage: Eukaryota; Viridiplantae; Streptophyta; Magnoliopsida; Myrtales; Lythraceae
Source: RefSeq, a predicted model, not a curated record
AAAAUCCCAAGCAUUAGCCCAACCGCCCGAUAUAUCACUCUCCAACAGCGGUGCAUCCGCUCGCCCAUCACUGGAGCAAAUCAAUCACUUCUGGCCUAGGCCAUGGCGCGGCAGUCGAGGAAGUGGAUGAUCCUCGUCGUCACGAUAUGGAUCCAGGCCUUUACAGGCACAAACUUCGACUUCUCGGCCUACUCUUCGGCCCUCAAGUCGGUCCUCGGGAUAUCGCAGGUGCAGCUCAACUACCUGGCCGUGGCCUCCGACAUGGGGAAGGUGUUUGGAUGGUCGUCGGGGUUGGCCCUAAUCUACUUCCCGCUCUCGGUCGUCAUGUUCAUGGCCACCACCAUGGGCUUCAUCGGCUACGGCCUCCAGUGGCUCGUCAUCAGCGGCAUCAUCACCGUCCCCUAUUUCGUGGAAUUCCUUCUAUGCCUGUUAGCAGGCUGCAGCAUCUGCUGGUUCAACACGGUAUGCUACGUCCUAUGCAUCCGCAACUUCCCUUCGAACCGCGCGCUCGCGUUGUCCCUAACAGUAAGCUUUAACGGCAUCACUGCUGCCCUCUACGCCCUCAUAGCCAAUUCCAUCGACUCUUCCGCAAGCUCCAUCUACCUCUUCCUCAAUGCUGUUGUUCCGCUCAUCGUCUCCUUCCUUGCCCUAGUCCCUAUUCUCCGCCAACCCUCACUCAGCCCUCUUACGCCGGAUGCCGUUCGCUUAGACUCCGUGAUCUUCCUCAUCCUCAACAUCCUAGCCGUGAUCACCGGCCUCUACCUCCUCCUCACUGGAACUGCUACCACAGACGAGUUCUUAGCCCGUAUCCUCCUCGGUGGAGCAGUUUUCCUCCUUGUGUUCCCGCUAUUCAUCCCGGGGAUUGUCUAUGCUCAGUCUUGGUUCCACCAAACUGUCCACUCAAGCUUUCGCCUCGAGGGCUCAGGCUUCCUCUUGGUCGAUGACGAGGACCUUGAGCUCCAUAAGGAACUUAUAUCACGCGAAGCAAGUAUUCACGAGAACGGGCUAACCCAUUUGAUCACCGAAAAGGGGUCAAGCUAUGGACUCACAAGGCAGAAGGACGCAUACAUUGCAGGUUGCUGUGAGGUGAUUGUUGGGAGGAAUCAGUUGGCGAUGCUCGGAGAAGAGCACCCUGCUAGGCUACUGGUGAGGAGGCUUGAUUUUUGGCUUUACUACAUCGCCUACUUCUGUGGGGGCACAGUCGGGCUUGUGUAUAGCAACAACUUGGGGCAGAUCGCGCAGUCACUUGGGCAGAGUGAUCGCACCACUAUUCUCAUUACGCUCUACUCCUCCUUUUCAUUCUUCGGCAGACUGCUCUCAGCCGCACCAGACUACAUCCGUGCAAAGUUGUACUUUGCACGGACCGGCUGGCUGACACUGGCCUUAUUGCCGACACCGGUGGCCUUCUUCCUGCUGGCUGCGUCGGGCCACGCAAUGGCCCUAGCCACAGCCACCUCCCUCAUCGGUCUAAGCUCAGGCUUCAUAUUCGCCGCAGCGGUCUCCAUCACAUCAGAGCUCUUUGGACCCAACAGCGUCGGGGUCAACCACAACAUCCUCAUCACGAACAUUCCGCUUGGGUCUCUCUUCUACGGGCUCCUAGCGGCAGAAGUGUACGACGCAAGCACCGGGUCCACCCUGCGGAGCUUCUUCUAUAGUGACUCGGUGGUGUGCUAUGGGAAGGCAUGUUACUUCCUGACCUUUGUGUUGUGGGGCUGCAUCUCUUUGGUGGGGUUAGCCUCCACUUUUCUCUUGUUCUUGAGGACUAGACCGGCCUACGACCGGUUCGAGAGAGGUAGAAUUUCGAGUCAAUUGGAUUUGGAUUGAUUUUUUUUUUUUCCUUUUAAAUCAGGAUGAUCGUUUAAUUUUCUCAAUUUAGGAUCAAGAUAGGUUGUGUUCUUGGAGAUCAUAUACGAAUAGAGAAGUUUCAUUUAGUUGUGUGAUCACCUUAAGUCAUCAAAUUCGAAUUUGAGGAUAGCGUGCGAUUAUCUGGAAA